AUGGUGCGCAAACUCAAGCACCACGAGCAGCGGCUGCUGCGCAAAGUCGACUUCAUUAACUACCCCUCCGACCCCACCCACCGCUCCGCCGCAGUCAUCAGACGCUACUCACUCUCGAACCCCGCCGACUAUGCCUCCUACAACCGUCUGGCAGGAUCCUUGAGACAACUGGCGCAUCGCCUGUCACUUCUGCCGCCCGAGUCGCAGUUUCGGCGGAAGCAAGAAGAUCUGCUUCUGGAGAAGCUGCACGACAUGGGGCUUCUGGGGAUUGGCGGCGGCGGCAAAGGCAAACUCAGCGACGUCGAGCACAAGGUCACUGUCUCCGCCUUUUGCCGGAGGAGACUGGGUGUGGUCAUGACGAGGCUGAGGAUGUCUGAGACGGUCAGCGCUGCGAACAAGUUCAUUGAGCAAGGCCAUGUCAGAGUAGGGACUGACGUGGUCACCGAUCCUGCUUUUCUUGUGACGAGAAACAUGGAGGACUUUGUCACCUGGGUCGACUCCUCCAAGAUCAAGCGGAACAUUAUGAAAUACCGAGACAAGCUGGAUGACUUCGAUUUGCUAUGA
Molecule: messenger RNA, 564 nt
Organism: Saxophila tyrrhenica
Lineage: Eukaryota; Fungi; Ascomycota; Dothideomycetes; Mycosphaerellales; Extremaceae
Gene: imp3
Product: U3 small nucleolar ribonucleoprotein imp3
Exons: 2
Coding region: 1-564 (187 amino acids)
Biological process (GO): ribosomal small subunit biogenesis; rRNA processing
Cellular component (GO): Mpp10 complex; small-subunit processome; small ribosomal subunit
Molecular function (GO): rRNA binding; structural constituent of ribosome; snoRNA binding
Source: RefSeq, a predicted model, not a curated record